AUGGCGGUCGGAACUCGCUCAAGCACAACCAGCCCGGUCAAGAAACAUGCGAAAGAGACAUGUGCGACCAAGUCCGAGUCCAAGUCCAAUGCGCAGAGAGAGCCUCUGAGACCUUUCAUCCUUCCGAGAGAUACGUGUGAUCGAUCGCGAUUCCUACUGCUGCGACAUCCUCGAGAUUGCACUCUCCAAAGAUUUCUAUUCUGCCCUGAAACCGGGUUGUUUCAGUUUACCAAAGUCCAAACACCGUCGACAGAUCCUCGAAGUCUUUUGUUUGCGAGAGCCGAUCCAGAUGGAGAGAAGGACAGCCCGGAGACACUGGGAAAGGACAGCGAAACCGAACAGGCCUUGAGCAGAGGAUAUAUAAGCAAAAGCGCGGAGAUAUUUGUAGCAACCCCGUUCGACCUAGCCUUUAUCCUUCUCCCUCUUGUGCUGCCCGCGAAGGCGCCCUCGGGCAAAAUGCUCUUCCAACCCAUCGAUGACAUUUUGGAGCAACACAUCCAGGAAGAUAAGCAUUUGCGCUAUAUUUACGACCACGGACGAACUAUGCUAGAGGACGCCAUGUCAAGGUUCUGUGAUACAAUCGAGGCCGGGGAUGAACAGAUGUACAGGCCCAGUGAAGACAAGGCUUUACGGAUGGUGAUGCAGAAAGUCGACAAUGCCAUGAGAGGAGGUCUACCGGCCAGUCUGGAAGAGAAGUUUGUGACCAGAGCCUUGGAGGCGCCUGUGCUGAGUGUCAAGCGAGAAGAGACCAGCAUUUCCACCAUUUCCACCAACUCCGCGCAAGCCACAUCAGACGACAAUGAAUCGCAAUCCGAAGGCCUCGAUUCACAGUCUACUUCAGCCAGUUCCGCACCGUCCAUGGUGUUUUCGGACGUUUCCACCGCCAGCUCAGCCAGCACUGUUGUCCCCGACACCUCCAUCCCACAAGAGCUGUGCGAUCUACAGAAGCGCCGGACCGUUGUUGACUUUAUAUUAGCCUCAUAUUUGCCCGCUUCGCUAGCUGAUCGUCUGCGCGGCCGGCUGGGCGAGAAAGACUCCCCCGUCGACUUUUCGCCUUUAGAGAAACAUCUCCAAUCUCUGGCUGCGAUGAGAGCAGAAGUAUUGGCGUCACGGUCAAUUGGUGAUUUCAGCAGAAAGCGAGGCCUGGAAGACGAUGAAGUCGCCGAGUCGAGGGCCGAGAAGAAGCGGAGACAGGAGGAGGAGGACAAGAAGAAGAAGCUGGGUGAAUCGCGAGGAGUGCGGGACCUGAAGAAGGUGAAUGUGUCGGGCAUGAAGAAGAUGAGCGACUUCUUUGCCAAGAAGCCGGUUGCUAAGGCCAAAGGAUGA
Molecule: messenger RNA, 1326 nt
Organism: Capronia epimyces CBS 606.96
Lineage: Eukaryota; Fungi; Ascomycota; Eurotiomycetes; Chaetothyriales; Herpotrichiellaceae
Exons: 1
Coding region: 1-1326 (441 amino acids)
Biological process (GO): RNA catabolic process; ribonucleotide metabolic process
Cellular component (GO): ribonuclease H2 complex; nucleoplasm
Source: RefSeq, a predicted model, not a curated record